UGUGCGCUGAAGGCACAGUUUGCAGGCAUAUUCCGGUGAGAUGAGCGUGAUUUUACGGAGGGGUGUCCCGGUGCAACGGCGAAUGUGAAUGCAGGCAGCGCAUGAAUAUUAUCUCCAGCAUGCCACUUCGGAAGUAGGUCACCGCUCACCGAUUUGUUCACCAUGUCUCCAGCUACUGUGGGCUGUUUGGUCCGCGGAUCGCUCCCCGGCUCCACGGAAGCACCGAGCACAAACUGAGGCAAGCAGAAGCGAGCACGAAUUUCUUUCUUUAUUCCUGCUUUUUCUUUAUUCCUGCCGGGGAUCCUUUUAUUUCCAACGGGACGCGCUGAAAAAGGUGAAUUCGUCAAAUCCGCGGCUGCAAAAAAAAUUCAGUCACAGUUGGAGAUGAUCGCUGGAGAGUGCAUGGACCCAGAUGAUGAUCCACGAUGAUGCUCACUGAAAGCCCUGUCUGAGUUGAAAUCCACCGUUGUAGGACCCCGUGGAUGAAGAGGUUUUGGUGGAUCUGCUCCCAGACGCUGAGACCAUGGCGAAAGCUCAGGGGAGCAAGUCAGUGAAAUGUGGGAAGUCCCAGAAAGAGAAGGGAAACAAGGCAAAGGGAGAUGGCGUGAAGAAAUGGAAAGUGGGGAAGAACGAGCUGAAAGGAAAGAAAAAGAAGGACAAGAAGGCCUCACAUCGACACAGAACGAAGAAGCUAGCAAUGGAUGACGGAGAGGCACUGGACUGUUGCGUCCUGCUCACCCGUCUUGAGGAGAAAAAAAUUGUGGGCAAAGUAAAGGUUGUGAAAAAGGCCGAGAGGCAAAAGUGUGUUAAAAUCAAAAAGAAGCUGUGCUCCAUUGAAAGAAGGACCAAAUCUGGACUUCCGAAAACUUCCGCAGCCAAUCAGCAAACACUGGAACCAAAAAAGAACCAAUCAGACGCCUUACUCAUGUUGCCCACACCUGUCUUUGAGCCCCGCAGGAGGAGGAUGGCUUCUCUUAACGCCGAGGCUGUCAACAGCUUGCUGCUCUAUGGAGACGAUUCCCUCACAACAAAUCUCUCAAAGAAAUGGCAACCUACCGACGAAGAGCCUGCUAAAGAUCUCACUAAAGCUGAACACAGAGGUCAUGAAACCAAACAGGGUUCCGCAGGAGGGAAAGCCGUCCCAAAAGAAAAACCGAAAAAACAAAAGCGGUCGGCAGCUCAGGCUCAGGACAUUGACUGGUUGAGUCUGUUUGCGCCAACGCCUCGGCGCCAGGCAGGACUUACUGCUGCAACGCUGCUCAAACUCACCAGUGCCCAGUAUGGAACCAAACGGCAAAAGAAAACUGAGUCCAAACCGAGGAGUGGAAGUGAAGCAACAGCAGCAGAUACGGGUCAGGAUGCCGUUAGUGAUAAACCCGUGUGUGGAGGAACAACACAGACCAAAAGAAGAACACAUCCCAAACAUGAGGAGCAACUGAAGCACAGAAAACAGGGCACAGAGGAUCCGGUCCAUUCCCAGCUGAGCUCCACCAUCCAGGGCUGCUGCAGCUUGUGUAAGACAGAGGCUUUGGAUCCGGAGUGGAAGUCUGCAGGGUCCACAGGGGGGCAGGAGUGUCUCACACAUACUCUCCACUGUGGCUCUUCUCUGGGAUUCCCCGUAAAAACAAUCAAAGAGGAGCAGGUGGAGACGGAGGUGUCUUCCUGCUACUGCUGCUCCCAGGAGAGGUGUGUCGAGUACUGUCACAGACUGGCCCUCUUCCUGGAGGACAAGACCUUCAAGGAACCAGAGGACGGCUCGCUGUCCGAGGUGUUCCACCACCACCAUCACCACCACCAUCACCAUCACCACCACCAUCUUCAGUCACCCCAUUCUGUAGCCCAUCCAGCAGCCAUAACCAUCAGCCCACACACGUACACCUGCUUCCCAGGCUACUACGUCCAUUUCAGCCACCCAGACAGCUCCCCCACUCCCAUAUCACCCCUUGCUUUAUGCCCGAGGAGCGGCAAAAGGCCCAAGCUGCUCCCAAGCACAGCUCCACAACCCUCAGGGAUUAGCCACCCAGUGUACUGCUGCACCUCAGUGGAAGCCUGCUACGGAGAGCCCUGCCGGCUCAACGGCUACUCUCCUUAUACCAGUGUGAUUCCAGCCAUCACCAGAGGAGGGUGCUCCUUCAGCCCCGCAAACUACACCAAAUGUAACCAUGGCAUCAAAAGAGAUGACUACCCAUCAACCCUCAGUGACCACCACAGCCCCUCCUCUAUCCCCAUUUGUCCCAGCCCCAGAAUGAUCACUGGCUGCCCCAUUCCCGCUGUGCCUCCAGCCGGCCAAUCAGUGCCCCACGUUCAGACGCCGCUGUCAGAUCCCAGCCAACCCCAGCCUCCACUGCAGGUGGCGAAGGAGUGUCCACAGAGUGCCAAGCCACCCAGCGGGUCGAGGUCUGGUGCACGCAGCACCGGCAGCAUCAGCUCUGCUGUUUGCCCUCUCAGCAGGGACAAGAAACAGAAGCUCAGCUCUGCCAGCGUCAGAGGGCAAACAGUUGCCAAGCAGCCGAAGAAUGGCCGCCAAAAAUCCACCAACGGCUGGAGGCCAGUUGGCCUGCCCUUUGAGAAGGAGGUUUUCUCUGUGGGAGAGGACUCUAUGGUGCUGAGGAAGUGUUUUGAGGGAGUCCACAGGGACGGGGAUCUGAUUCGGGUCAGAGACACUGUUCUGCUGAAGUCUGGACCUAGAAAAAAGUCUCUGCCUUACGUGGCCAAGAUCUCAGCUCUGUGGGAGGAACCAGAGUCAGGAGAGCUGAUGAUGAGUUUGUUUUGGUACUACCGUCCAGAACACACACAGGGAGGGCGUAACCCCAGCAUGCAUUGUGAGAAUGAGAUCUUUGCAUCUCGUCACCAGGAUGUGAACAGUGUGGCCUGUAUCGAAGACAAAUGCUAUGUCCUAACACUGGCACAGUAUUGUCGAUUUUGUGCCUUGGUAAAACGCCGUAGGGAGGGUGUAUGCGACAGUGUCGCCUCCCUUGUGGUGCCACCCGUUGUUGGCAAUGCCAUGCCCACCCACCACUGUGUGCCGGAUGACGUCGACCCAGAGAUGGUGUUUUUCUGUCGACACGUCUAUGACUUCCGCUAUGGACGCCUCCUCAAGAACCUGCAGUAGAAUCUGACCUGCCGUGACACAUUAUGCUACGGGACAUGAGAUAAUGUUACUCUGGCUUCAUCGUCCACAAAUUUUAAUUAGCUACCUGCUCCAUCUGUCAGAGAGGAACUGGAGUGUAGGACAUAAGGAUUGAGAGCUCAUUUUGAUUUGAAUUCUCAUGGUCUUACUUCCAUGCCACACAUUUAUUAGGUAAAAGUAAUGGUCUGACAUAAUGUGUAGGAGUUAAUAUGGCAGUGUAAAUGGUCUUUAUCAUACAUGGCUCUCUGGUGUUGUAGCAGCUAUGUGAAGAACCUGGAACGUACUCUGCUGUAGAAAAUGCUACUGCUCUUAGAAAUGUGACAUUUGAUAGAUUAUAUGCAGAGAAGGUGAUGUUACAUGUGAAUAAUGCUACUAUCUGCGUGACAAAUGAGAAUCUGAGGCGCACCGUGCCACACUGGUCCUUGUGAAGAGACUAGAGAAAAAGAAAUUUCUCAGUGGCUGAAGACUUAAUCACAUUUUGUCAACAGAUUUCUCUGUAAUAUGCAGUUUCUAAGUGUCCAACUUGAGGACACGGCAUACAGAAGUUUUACUGGAAAGAUUCUGAAUAUGCAUCUGUGUUUAAACUGAUGAGGAAGAGUUACACAUUUUGGGAAAUGUGCUUGAUGCUUUUGUUUUCAGAGCACUGAAUGAUUAAAGGGGAACUUCGUUUUUUUUCAACCUGGGGUCUGUUUUCAUGUCAUUUCAUACAUGUGAGUGAUGGAGAAAUGAAUUUUCAACAUAGCUCCAGUAUUUAGCCAGGCAGGCAGCUUCGCAGCUCAGCUAGCGAAAAGUAAAGAAAAGGGUGGACUUUGACGCGGGGGGGCAAGUUGCCCCAUGCUUUUCGCUAGCUGAGCUGCUAAGCUGCCUGCCUGGCUAAAUACUGGAGCUAUGUCGAAAAUUCAUUUCUCCAUCACUCACAUGUAUGAAAUGACAUAUGGAAACAGACCCCAGGUUGAAAAAAAACGAAGUUCCCCUUUAAAUGAACCUGCUCUCAUGUCUGUACGGAUAAUGUGAAGGUAAAGCCACCAGCUAGUUAGCAUAGCUUAGCAUAAAGUAGAGCUGCAAUGAAUAAUCGGUUAGCUGUCCAUAAUUGAAACACUUAGCAACUAUUUGAUAAUUGAUUUAUUAGUUUGUGUCAUUUUUUGAGAAGAGCGAAAAUCCUCUGAUUCCAGCUUCUUAAAUUUUAACAUUUUCUCCAUAAUUAAACUGUGGAAAUAAAAACAAAACAUUUGAGAACGUCAUUCUAAGCUUCGGGAAACUCUUAUUAAUAUUUUUCAUCAUUUGAAAGAUUAAUUGACAAUAAAAAUAAUGCAUUAAGACUGGUAAACAGUCCAUUUUCAGGCUUUGUGCUAAACUAAGCUAACUGACUGCAGCUCUAUGCUUCCUAUACAGACAUGUGAGUCUUAUUAAUGUUCUCAUUUAAACCUCCACAGGAAAGCAAAUAAGCAUGUUUCCCAAACAUUUAACAUUUUCCAAUUUCGUGCAUUUGUGAUUCAUUUGGAGGUCUGAGUAGUUCAGCCCCAACACAGAUGCGAGGAAAAAUGUUGAUCCAAACAUUUAAUAAAGUCUAAUUCAACUUUUUUUUUAACCACUGAUCGAGUACAAUCACAGCAAACAAUGACAUAUGGAAGAUUUAAGACUCCAUCUCUCAUGAGUUUCUGAGAGAAUUGUAGGUUUUCUGUCAUAUCUCUUAGCUCUGAAAAUCACCUCAGUGGUGAUUUUUGUGCUGCAGGACGGACCUGCACUCUGCAAAGAAAGCACAGUUUAGUUUGUUUGGUUUUCGCAGUGUGAAGAUGUCCAAUGAGCCGAGCACUGAGGGGAUUUUUGUUAUGCCAAUGCUGAGGAAUAUUUUACUUUCUCAAAGCUGUUUGCCAGAGGUGUGAUUUGACUCCGGUGUCAGCUAAACUGUAUAUUUGCAUUUAAAUAUCUGGAUGAGUGUCUGUUCAUGGCAGAUGGCAUCAGUUAGUCACCUAUAUUCUCGUUUCUUCACUGAUGAACUGGUGAGUAAUGUAUUCAGUGUAGCAUUUAGAUCCGUGAUGAUGAUUCGUUCCUAUGUUUGAGAAAAAGAUAUGUAUUUAUUUCUGUACUGAGAACAUAUAAUUUAUUUUCAAAAGGCGAUUUUAAAGAAUAGAGUUUUAGAUGAGUGGCUUUUCAUUCCUGAUUAGAAAGGAGGUUGAACUCGUCGCUCCUUCUUAGCUGCACUGUCUACGAUGAAAAGUGUGUGAGUCAUUUGCAAUAGUAUUUCUGUGUUUGAGUUUGCUUACCCAAUACAAGCCAAUUAAAUGUUGUGUUGAGAUGUUGAAGUAAGCAGAUUUGGGGACACAUACGGAGUAUUUGGAAGGAUCUCAGAUGCAGGUUUGAAGGACAUAAGUGCUAACAUGUGUCCAGAGAUGCUUAACCUGCAGGACCAAAACGUACCUUGGCCUCUCCCAGCUUUCCGUCAUUCUCCUUUCACUUCUCCUCCGACGAUAAAGCUUUGCCUCUUCACCUUUAAAUGCCGAAUGCUAUGAUGAUUUAAACUUACCUUACCAUUAGCCUGUGCCCUUGAUCUUGCUGCCUUAUAGAACAUUCCCAGCCUUUCAUUUAGAAAUGUGUACUGAUCUGAACCUGGAGUUUUGAAGCCUGUGAGUGAGCUGAUCUUGAUUCCUACAUGCUUGAGAUGCGUUUCAGAGAUCCGUGUGAUCUUGCACGACCUGAAAGGCAAAACUCAAUCUUGGCCAAAUCUGAGUCAAAUUUAAAGUGAUUUUUAGGAUUAAAAUGCCCGACAAGUGAGGACUAGAUGACUGUUAAAAGAACAUUCUGACAUUUUGAGAAAUUUACUUUUUUGCAGAGCAUUACUUGAAAGGACUGAUACCACUCUCACAUCAGUACAGUAAAUACAAAGCAGCAGCUAGUUAGCAUAGCUUAGCAUAAAGAUGGAAGCAGAAGGCACCGGGAAAGGGAGCCACAGUUCACCUAAAAGCAACUCUCUAAGCUAAAUUAUUAACGUCAUAUAUUUGAACUAUAGAAAUAUAGUUAUUUAAACAUGAAUUUGCUCUUUUGGGGGUUCUCCUGUUUCCAGUCUUUAUGCUAAGCUAAGCUAACUGGCUAGCAGUUAUAGCUUCAUAUUUUACAUAUAGAUUGAGAGCAGUUUCCUUUCGUUUAAUUCUUUACAGGAAAGCUUCAUUUCCAAAAUGUCAUAAUUGUGAUAUUUUUUAACCUGGUCCUGCAUUUUCAGAUGUUUCUGAAUGCCAAUGAUUACUAGGAACAAAAAAUAGAGUCAAAUAGGGUCCAGUAUUGAGCAAGAACAUUAUGACUGAUAUCCGCAGCCAGCAUUAUCAGACAACACGCCAAACAACACAAGCAGAAGAAGCAAAUGUAAGCAAAAAGGUGUAUUUUUGUAGGAAACGGAUCCAUGAUGUAGCAAUCUAAGCCUGUCAGUGGCAAAAACAUGCAAUCGACAAUUGCCCUGCGUGAUUACGCUCCAGCUCUUUUAUUUUAAAGUCAUAUUUAAUAUAUGAUCAGUUCCACAUGUUUUUGUUGCUGUUAAUAAUUUGUACUCAGAAACACACAAAAAUAGAGGCCCAGGUUGAAAAGUAACAUAAUUAUGCUUUAAGUUUGAAGUCUUACCCUUCUCAAAUAACACAUACUGGUUAGCUUCAUUUGUAUCAAUUGCAGUGAAUCUGCUUGAACCAGUUUUUCACAUAACAUCCACAGAAAUCUUUCUAAACCACUUCAUCAUAAUCCACCUCUCAGCUGUCCAAAAUAGAGAAACACGCAGCUCCCAACAGAGCUUUAGUUGAUAGCACAACAAGACAGGAUGUAAUGAGAUUCUGUGGGGAAAUUCUGACAUCUUAAACAUAUGAGCACGAUUACGGACGGAUAGAAAUGCUUAAUAUUAUCACUGAAAUGUCAUGAGCUGACCACAACCUCGAUUCUACAUAAAAGAGGAAACUACAAACUAUUUACACCCAAUCCACAAGCACAGGGGAGGGGUAGUUGUUAGUCAAGAUAGAUUUUAGGUGGGGUAUGCCUUCAAAAUGCCCACUUCCUGCCUGCUUCUGAUGUACUCCCAGACUACAUAUACUUUUGUGUUAAUUCAGAGACUAAAGUUUCACCAGAAUUAAUGAAUGGCUUAACAUUUGACCUUUUGAUGCUCUUUUUAAUUUUCAAAUUCAAUACAUCAGGGUAGAAUAUACUCCACCAUUUAUAUUUGCCUCUCUCUCUGUAAACCAAAGGUUAACAAUCUAAAUCAUAAAGCAAAAAUCCCUCCACUGACUGGAAUCUAAUUUCAAAAAUUAAUGGACGGUGUUUGUAGUAAAGCCAACAAUGCAAAAUAGUACAAAGCAAAAUGGGUAAAUUGCAUUUGGUUUGAUUUGGUUCUGCAUUUUACAGUCCUUCCCCCCUUCGAUCAGAAUUAGAAAACCACAGACCGUACAUGUUAUGGCCUUAGGAAUCACUCAGCAAGCUAAUUAUGUUUAAUCAAGAUGCGUGAUACUUAUGUCUUAACUGGUCCUCUGUGCCUGUUCCCCUUAACCCGUAUAUAUUCCAAGAGUUUUCCAUGAAGGGCAAGAUGAGUAGUUACUGUACUUUUUGCGUAUCUUCCAAAUGCCUUUCAUUUUUGUCAGAUGACACUGGUCUGAUCUUGAAUCACCACAAAGAAACAUUUGCACCAAAAAGUGAAAGAGGGAGAGAGGAGGAAUGGUAUUGAAACAUGAAUUUAAUUUCAUUCCCAGGUGUACAAAAACCUGAACUUUGGUUCUUCUUAUGUGAAUUUCUGUUCAUAUUCUUUGCAUGGCUUUUUGGAAAUAUCUUGGAAAUAUUAAUCACAGCACAGAUUAUUUGUAUGGUUUCAAAUGGACCGCUGUAAUAUAAGAAAAAUAUUUAAUUGUAAUAAAUAAUAUAUGAGUUUGAA
Acanthochromis polyacanthus (spiny chromis) is the source of this 8024-nucleotide messenger RNA. RefSeq names its product bromo adjacent homology domain containing 1 (gene bahd1). The transcript has 7 exons. The record is from RefSeq and is a predicted model, not a curated record. Bases 524 to 3112 code for a protein of 862 amino acids. NCBI's taxonomy places the organism in Eukaryota, Metazoa, Chordata, Actinopteri, Pomacentridae. Gene Ontology annotation, molecular function: chromatin binding.